GCAACGACGCUCCUCCUCCGCCUCGUCACCAUCAUGCGAGGCCCCAAGACGGUGGACGACGACGAGCACAGAGACGGCCAAGAUCUCGCCUCGCUUAAAGAGGAUCAGCAGCUAAACAAGGACGACGCUCCCGUCGUCGAGGAUGUCAAGGAGGGCGAGGACUCUGACGACGAGGACGACGACGAAGGAGAACGAGGAGGAUCUGAGGUUACUAAGAAGUCUAAGCAGAGCAAGAGUGAGAAGAAAAGCCACAAGGCGAUGCUGAAGUUGGGAAUGAAACCAGUCAUCGGAGUCUCCCGGGUUACCAUAAAGAGAACAAAUAAUAUCCUGUUUGUCAUAUCGACACCUGACGUUUACAAAAGCCAAAACUCUGAGACUUAUGUCGUAUUUGGAGAAGCCAAAAUCGUGGACUUGAACUCCCAGGUGCAAAGCCAAACUGCUCAGCAGUUCGGGAUGCCAGAUCUCAGCCGUGUGACGCUCAAGUCACAUGAAUCUUAUUCUGAAACGGUGGUUGAUGAGGAUGUUGAUGAUACUGGAGUGGACCCUCGUGACAUUGAUAUUGUAAUGGCACAAGCUGGUGUGUCCCGGGCGAAGGCUGUCGUAGCCCUCAAGGCUUACAAUGGGGAUAUUAUUGAAGCUAUCAUGGAUCUCACUGCCUAACAAAAGCUGGUCUACAAAGCUUCAGUUUCAACUUUUUUGAGCGAAAUACACAUUCAUCAAUUUCCCAUCUUCUCUGAACUUUCCUUCUUCAAGAUUUUGAGGAUUUUAUUCUUCAAGUUUUGUGGGUAGUUCAAUCUGAGACAAGCUUUACAUGUACGACGACAAUGUACAAAAUAGGUCAAGGAUCUUAUUCCAUUGAUCCAAAUCAUGAAUACAUAUGUCAAUGAUGUCAACUAA
Messenger RNA from Musa acuminata AAA Group (dessert banana), 897 nucleotides. Its product is annotated as nascent polypeptide-associated complex subunit alpha-like protein. Gene Ontology annotation, biological process: protein targeting to membrane. Bases 34 to 660 code for a protein of 208 amino acids. Gene Ontology annotation, cellular component: nascent polypeptide-associated complex; cytoplasm. The transcript is spliced from 4 exons. The record is from RefSeq and is a predicted model, not a curated record. NCBI's taxonomy places the organism in Eukaryota, Viridiplantae, Streptophyta, Magnoliopsida, Zingiberales, Musaceae.